AAUCUCUCGUCGCUGUCUGGUGGAGUCAUCCACCCCCAUUCUAUCUUGCAUAUCCCUAAUACCCUUUCCUUUCACGUCUUUACCAUAUAGAGGGCCGCGUCCGCGCCCCGCCUACCUUUCUUCUGAGCAGAGCCAAGUCCCUUGCUCUCUGCCACCCGCGACCUCAGCUUCCCGUCGUCGACUAUCGUGCCAACAAGAUGGAAGACAACCAGGUUAUGUCUGGUGGCGCCACUGAGGAUGCUCAGGCUAUUAACGUGGCACAGGAUGCCCCAGGUGAUGUGAUUACCACUUCCGGAUCGCAAUCGCAUCAGGGAUCUCCUGAGAAAAAGACCGAGACUGGCCCCGAUACUAAUAACCCGCUAGAUGCCCCCGCUUCACCCAAGCGCCAGAAUGCCGAUGGCGAACCCGAGGAUGAGGAGAUGGGCGGCACCGAGACGGAGACCAAGAAGGAGACCGAUGGAGGCGAGGACCUCGCUGAUGUUGCCGCACAGUCCGGCGCUGAAGGUGCUACAGAUGAACAGCCGGCGCAGGCCAAGGCAUCCAUUGAAGCCUCCGCGCGCUCACAUCUCGUUUCGCAAACCCACGCCAUCAUCCUCCCCAGCUACUCCACCUGGUUCGACAUGCACCUCAUUCACCCGAUCGAGAAGAAGGCUUUGGCGGAGUUCUUCAACGGCAGAAACCGUAGCAAGACCCCUGCCGUUUACAAAGAUUACCGUGAUUUCAUGAUCAACACCUACCGCUUGAACCCUAUCGAGUACCUCACAGUCACUGCGUGCCGCCGCAACCUUGCCGGAGACGUCUGUGCGAUCAUGCGCGUGCACUCCUUCCUGGAGCAAUGGGGUCUCAUCAACUACCAGGUGGAUCCCCAAACACGUCCGUCCAACAUCGGCCCUCCUUUCACUGGCCAUUUCCGAGUGGUCGCCGAUACCCCCAGAGGCCUCCAGCCAUUCCAGCCCGGACCCAACCACUUCGUCAAGCCCGGAAAGCCUUUGCCGGCCACGGAUCGUGCAGCAUCGGCCACCCCGGCUGCCAAGGCCGACCUGAACCUCGAGAUCCGUCGCAAUGUGUAUGAUGACAAGGGCAAGGAGAUCACCCCUGCUACGGAGGACAAAGACAAGCAGACCAAUGGCGAAGGCUCAACGAACGGUACGACGGGCGAUUCGACCAAGGCGAUGGAGAGCGCUUCCAAGGAACCGAGAAAGAAGUUCAACUGCUUCUCCUGUGGCAUCGAUUGUACUCGCCUCAGAUUCCACUACGCAAAGGCGACACCAGCAACCGCCAACCCAGCUGCACCUGACACCAAGUACGACCUGUGCCCCAACUGUUUCCUUCAGGGCCGGAUGCCGUCCAGCCACAGUGCUUCCGACUUCGUCAAGCUCGAAGACAGCCCAUAUUCGAUUGCCCCCGACCGGGAUGCUCCGUGGUCGGAUUCGGAGCUUGUGCUGUUGCUGGAGGGAUUGGAGAACUUCGACGACAACUGGGAACAGAUUGCCACUCACGUUGGAUCCAGGACAAAGGAGGAGUGCGUGAUGAAGUUCUUGCAGCUGGAGAUCGAAGACAAGUAUCUGGAUGAUAUGCCCGAGGUUCGUGCAGGCAAUGGGCGGGAGCCUAUCAGCCAGACCGAGAACCCUGUCCUAUCCGUGGUUGCGUUCCUUGCACAGAUGGCCGAGCCUGCCGUGGCCGCAGCUGCCGCCGGCCGCUCCGUGGAGGAGAUCCGCAAGGAAUUGAGAAAGCAGCUCGAGAAGGGCUCUGGAGCCCAAGACAAGGGCAAGGAAAAGGAAGGCAGUGCCACAGUCAAGGCCGAGGAUUCCAUGGAAGUGGACUCUGCUCGCGAGGAAGCAACCGAGCAAGCUGUCGAGGUCGCUGGCUCCGACAAGGGCAAGGCUUCCCUUCCCACUGUGGCCCUCGCGGCUUCCGCCGCUCGUGCUGGUGCUCUGGCUUCUCACGAGGAACGUGAAAUGACCCGCCUGGUCUCAUCGGCCGUCAACGUCACCCUCCAGAAGUUCGAGAUCAAGCUGCAGCAGUUUAAUGAGAUGGAGGAGAUCAUCGAAGCCGAACGCCGGGAACUUGAGCUCGCUCGCCAGCAGCUCUUCCUCGACCGUAUGGCCUUCAAGAAGCGCGUCAAGGAGGUCCAGGACACUCUGCAGGCCGUCAGUCUUCGGGGUCCUGGCGAGGAGACCAACAACAUGCUCGCCGAUGCUGCUACGACCGGGAUCGGCAACCGCUAUAACUUCCAACCGGCAGGAGGUGACGUUAGAGGCGUGCAGCCGUUGAGUGCAGAAACAGGCGCUGACUACAAGACGUUGGACCUGUAAUGUACCUAUGAAAAGGGAAUGUUUCGCCAAUGAUGACAUGCUUUUUUCCAACAGUUGGAGAGAAAUUCAAUAACCCUUUCCUUUCAUUUCUAACGACCGGACGAAGGAGCCGACCGGGGUUGCUUUUUCAAUAAUAUCCAUUGUAUUGUACAAUAUCAUAGGGCUGGACAGGAGGAGUGAAGGAGAAGAUGGGAUGAAUGAGCCGUCAGGAUGUAUCUGACAGGGACAGACAAGAUGGUAGUAAAGUGAUGUUUGAUGGAUUGAUGGAUGGCUUGCACUAUGAUCUGGUCUGAUUUUUUUUUUUCUUUUCCCUUUUACAUUCGAUUUACAAUCCGUUAGGUAGGAAAAGGCGCAAUUGUUUUGGGAGUUCAGAGCUAAGUAUUGUAUGCGUGUGCCUUGCAAAUCGAUGUUCUAUUGUUGAAUG
Molecule: messenger RNA, 2739 nt
Organism: Aspergillus eucalypticola CBS 122712
Lineage: Eukaryota; Fungi; Ascomycota; Eurotiomycetes; Eurotiales; Aspergillaceae
Gene: rscE
Product: putative RSC complex subunit (RSC8)
Exons: 3
Coding region: 198-2315 (705 amino acids)
Biological process (GO): positive regulation of DNA-templated transcription
Cellular component (GO): SWI/SNF complex
Molecular function (GO): DNA binding; histone binding
Source: RefSeq, a predicted model, not a curated record